Molecule: messenger RNA, 1028 nt
Organism: Guillardia theta CCMP2712
Lineage: Eukaryota; Cryptophyceae; Pyrenomonadales; Geminigeraceae
Exons: 9
Biological process (GO): protein folding; protein peptidyl-prolyl isomerization
Molecular function (GO): peptidyl-prolyl cis-trans isomerase activity; protein binding
Source: RefSeq, a predicted model, not a curated record
AGAUGAUCCGGAGAGACGUCGUCAUCCUUCUAGCGAGCUUGGCUGCUUCGGCAUCGGCAUGGUCACCAACUUUCAACCUUGCUUCUCCGAGCCGCCCCUUGAAGAGCAUCGCCAGACCAAGGGCUCGGUGCGGUGUGUUCUCCACUUCGAUGCAGCAGGCGCGCAAUGCAGCCGAGGCCCUCAAGUUGCUGGAGCAGAAGCGAAAGGCGAAGGCGAGGGCUGCCUUUGACUCCCGCUUUGAGGCCUACACCGUGACCAUGAAGAAGCCGAUGGGGUUAGUCUUUGAAGAGAACGACUCUCAGGCCAAGGGGAUCCUCGUCAAGAAGAUCGACAAGGCUAGCGCAGACCAGGCAAACCUUUUCAACCUCGAGAACAAGAUCUCUAUCCGUGAUUACUUGCUGCGUGUAAAUGGGGAGAGCUGCCUCGGAAAGUCCUUCGAUGAAGCCUUUGCCAUGAUCGCUGAGAACCCCGCCCAGGAACUUGAGCUGACGUUUGCGAGGGGAGGUGUGGAGGCUGUUUACAACCCUCGAGUCUGGUUCGACAUCGAGAUCGGAGGAGAGAAGGCUGGAAGAAUCAAGAUCGAGCUAAGAAAGGACGCUGCGCCCAAGACGGUUGAGAACUUCAGGAAGCUCUGCUCUGGGGAGGAGGGGUACGGCUACAAGGGCUGCACCUUCCACAGGGUGAUCCCAGGGUUCAUGUGCCAAGGAGGAGACUUCACGAAUGGGGAUGGCACGGGCGGACGAUCGAUCUAUGGCAAGACUUUUGCCGACGAGAACUUCGACCUCAAGCACGACAAAGCAGGAAUCCUGUCCAUGGCCAACGCUGGUCCCAACACCAACGGCUCUCAAUUCUUCAUCUGCACCGUCCCAACGCCCUUCCUGGACGGCAAGCACGUCGUCUUCGGCGAGGUCGAGGAUGGUAUGGAGGUAGUGAAAGCCAUCGAGGCUGUGGGAUCCUCCAGCGGCAAGACGGCUGCCAAGGUUGUGAUCGCGGACUGCGGCGUUGAGGUAACGAGGACCCUGUGGUAG